Messenger RNA from Cynoglossus semilaevis (tongue sole), 750 nucleotides. Its product is annotated as activated RNA polymerase II transcriptional coactivator p15-like. The coding region runs from base 89 to 466 and encodes 125 amino acids. The record is from RefSeq and is a predicted model, not a curated record. Lineage: Eukaryota; Metazoa; Chordata; Actinopteri; Pleuronectiformes; Cynoglossidae. The transcript has 5 exons. Gene Ontology annotation, biological process: positive regulation of transcription initiation by RNA polymerase II. Gene Ontology annotation, molecular function: DNA binding; transcription coactivator activity.
AGUGACUAAAAAAACAACGCCUGAACGUCUUCGGAAAGUGUAAUUUCCGGUUCCGGUAAAGAAAGGCGCGGCGCUGCAUCUUGUCAUAAUGCCAAAAUCAAAGGAAGUGCUCUCUUCCACAUCUGGAAGUGACUCUGACAGUAAAGCGGAGAAGAAGGCGAAAAGAAAGAAGCCCAGUGUUCAAGAGAAACCAUCAAAGAAAGCAAAAGGUGGGGAGAGCUCUAAGCCAGGUGGCUCAUCCGGGGGCAGUGGUAACGGUGAUGACAACAUGUUCCAGAUUGGAAAGAUGAGGUAUGUCAGUGUGCGGGAGUUCAAAGGCAAAGUCCUGAUUGACAUCAGAGAGUACUGGAUGAAUGCAAAUGGGGAGAUGAAGCCGGGCAAGAAAGGUAUCUCCCUCAAUCCUGAACAAUGGAACCAGCUCAAGCACCAGAUGUCAGACAUUGAUGAUGCCAUGAAGAGAAUAUAAAUGCUCCUUUCCUGUGUUGCCUGUAGCCUACACUACUUUUUGUAAAACAAAAAGGAAAUAAAAAAUCGUGGGCUUGUUUUCUAAUGAACUUGUUUCAUUUGUAGUUGUAUAGAGCCAGUGGCUGUCUUGUGUGUGUAAUUCUGUUUUUUAUGUGUGACUUUCUUCUGAGCUGGUGUUAGUGAAAGUACCGGUGACUGAGCAGAAGGAGGAUGAUGGCUGGGGUAGGGGCUGCAUCAAUACACUGAUGUUUUUGUAUUAAAUGGUAAUAAAAAUUAGUAACUAAA